CCAGAGUCAGCCACAUCCCAGCCCACGGUUGACUACCCCAACACCACCACCACCUCCCACCCAACCCCCUUCCUCCUCCUCCUCCUCCUCCUCCUCCUCCUUGUACACACCGGCUCUCAACCACCCAGCCAGUCACCUCCAGUGCGACCGGCCGGCAGGAGCAGGAGGCAAACAAACCGACCCGGAGCAGCAGCAGCGAGGGCGAUCCUGCAGCCGGUUAUUUUGGCUCAGCUAAAGAAAGACGCACCGAGAAUGGGACGCCGGUGCCUGGAUCAGGACUGAGUCUGGUCGGCAACAACGAGAGCUCCUCCGACCCCGUUUCCAAGUCCCUUUUCUCCCGGAUCAGAGUCACGUUUCCACCGCUGCUUCACAAUGGGCUGCUGCAGCGGACGAUGCACUCUCAUCUUUCUUUGCACUUUACAGUUGGUGUUGGCUUUAGAAAGACAGGUCUUUGACUUCCUGGGUUACCAGUGGGCCCCGAUCCUCGCCAACUUCUUCCACAUCAUCAUGGUCAUCCUUGGCCUCUUUGGCACCAUCCAGUACCGGCCGCGCUACAUUGUGGCGUAUACAGUAUGGGCCGCUCUGUGGGUGGCGUGGAACGUCUUCAUCAUCUGUUUCUACCUGGACGUAGGAGGCCUGUCCAAGGACAGUGACCUGCUGACAUUUAACAUCUCUGCCCAUCACUCCUGGUGGAGCGAACACGGGCCGGGCUGCGUGAGGAGAGAGAUGCCGCAGGCUCCGGGGGUCCCCACCACGGAGAGCCACUCCUACAUCACUGUCAUGGGCUGCAUCAUGGACUACCAGUACAUCGAGGUCGUCCAUAGCGGCACGCAGAUCCUCAUCGCUCUCCUGGGCUUCGUGUACGCCUGUUAUGUUGUCAGCGCUAUCACUGAGGAGGAGGACAGCUUUGAUUUUAUUGGUGGAUUUGACCCAUUCCCACUCUACCAUGUCAAUGAGAAACCAUCUCAUCUCCUCUUAAAGCCCAUGUACCUGUCUACGUAAAUAAGAGAGCGUCCAGCGGGGAGGUGACACGGCAAAUUCCCACGGAGACGAAAUGGCUGUUGUGACACAAACAUCUCCAGUUCACCGGGGCAGGCCAGACAUUCCUCCCCUGCUUGAUUUCAGUACUUUAAACAUGUCAUUUACUGGUGUACUGCCCAGAAAAGCCAACACCUCUCAGUUAGGGUCCAUUGUUUUCCAGCCAGGGAGGGAUGAGGGGGGGGAUUACUGUGCAACAAAGCCACAUAUUGUGUGUUUAGGGAAUCAUUUUCUUCGUAUUGAGUUCUCUGCUGAGGUCCCCGGUGCUGUAAUGGUCUAAUACUCCCCAAGACUGCAUAGAACAUGUACAGCAUAUGAUAUAAAUACAUUGUGUGUGUAAUCAGGGGCUGCCCAGCGUUCCCAGUCUGUGGUGCUGUGUCUUAGAGGACUCAGUGAUUUAGCAUGUUAUUGCUGGUUUGGCUCAGAUCUCGGCCGGAGGGCUGAAUUACAGUGGAGCCCCGUGGAAUGAGCCAUUGUGCGCUGCCUGUUUACUUUAGGCCAGGAUCUGUGUGCAUAAAUACACGAGCAAAGCAGGAAGAGGCAGGGGAGUGGAGAGGUGGAGGGAGGACGAGGGGAGGGGGGGGACAAAAGCACCAAACCUACAGGGGCAUCUGUCAAAAAUAGAAAAUGUAAAUAAUGAAACAAGAGAGGGGGAAGAUUUUUGGAUUUAGAGUUUGAAAUGUGAACUAUCAAGUGAGUGAGUAAGAGGUGUUCAAACACAAGGAGCGGCAUGAGUCUUACUUUUAUUUCUGGAGUCUUAUUGUUGAGGCUGUUUUCACCAACAGUCAAGUCGGUAUGUCUGAAGUGUCGGGCGUUAGAAGACUCGCUGAAAGCUUUGUUUUCAUUUCAGUUCUUCUCCUCUAACUACCGACACAUGGAGCUGCUGACAGGGGGGAUCAUUACGCACUCAAGCAAAGGUUACACAGCGUAUUUUUAACUUCAAGAAAACAAUGGAAAUUGUUUUACUAUUCAUAUUUCAUACAACAGUUGCUGAGUUGCAAUGAGUCUUCAGUUUAGAAGUAGCACGGCCUAUAGCUGAGUGGACCAGAGCGUUGUCGGUUCAACAGUGUAGAUUCCCAAUGGUGAUAGUCUCAGUUGUGAUUGUUUUCUAGCAUGUUUUUUACAGGGUUUGUAUUGUAAUUAUGUGUAUAACAUAUUAAGUACAAAAUAGCAAAACUGAUGUCUUCAACUGGCUGUGUAUGAGCUGGUUAAACAGUAACUGAAAGCUUCUGAAAGAUUUAUUUUUUUCUGACACAUUUUUUAUUUACACACACGUGGGUCAUAUCUCCUACACUGACUGAUUGGUAGCACUUUUUGUUCUUAAUGUCAGAUCCCCUGUUGCCUUACUGGGUGUGUGAAUCACUACUGCUCUCUGGUGUCCACAGUGUUCAUGUACAAGUUGCAGGGCUACUGAGUUUCUGCUCUGGGGUCCAUAAAAUCUCCAUGUUUUGUCUUAAAACUUUUUUUUUGUAUGCAGAUGAGAGUAAAUCCUGAAAUAGUAUGUUUUUGCAGAACACAGUAAUUGUCAUGUAGGAGGAGUGUUUCAGUGUUACACUCGGUCCUUUUUCUUUAUCAUUUAGGUCAUUUUUCUACAUUUGAAUCCAAAACCUUUUCAGUAUGCUAUUUGUUUGAUUAUAAUAUUUCUUUGUGCUAAGUUUGAAAUUGUCUGCUUCGCAAUUUUUUGGGGGGAAUCAAAAGAGUUGUGAACAAAGAUGUUAAUUCUGGUCUCUGGUCUAAAAAUAUCCUGCUGCGUGUCAGAUUCCUCUGUGAUAUUCGAUGUUCUUCACUGCCAGAUAGACGGCCCACAAACUGUUAAGAUGCUGAAAAUCAUCUGACCACUUUUGCCGGCUAAUUUCAGAACGAUGAGUGACCCAUUUAGAUUUGAUUGGUCACUCCUCUAUUGGCAAGAUGCAAUAAUUAUUGUCUUGUCUUUGUCUUUAUGAUUUACACACACCCCUGGUAGGCUAACUGGUGUGUGGGUUAGUAAAAACACAAAGCACCUCAUAUUGUAACAUAAUCAGUAUUAGUAGUAAAUGCUACUAUGUAAAAACUAGUCUUCCUCUCAGUGCAAUACAGCCUCUUCCUCCGAAACACCCGGUGACUGGAGUUAGUUGAAACCUGUUACGGUUGUGUGUGUGUAUGUGCUUUAGUCUCCACUGAAAAAAGAUUCCACCUGUUUGUAGAUAAUUCUUUUUCUUUGUAUAGAAAGUGGAAAAGGUCUUUUUUUUGUAUCUCUCUCUCUUCUUUUUUGUGCCCUGUGUUGCCUCAACCCCAUGUGACCUGAUUGUGUAAUCCUAUUUAUCCAGAACUGUGCUUUGUGUUCAUGUAAAUAGGUGUUUGUUAAUAAAAGAAUGUGCUCUUU
Messenger RNA from Sebastes umbrosus (honeycomb rockfish), 3400 nucleotides. It is a transcript of the gene nkain4, whose product is annotated as sodium/potassium transporting ATPase interacting 4. The record is from RefSeq and is a predicted model, not a curated record. Gene Ontology annotation, biological process: regulation of sodium ion transport. The coding region runs from base 373 to 1002 and encodes 209 amino acids. Lineage: Eukaryota; Metazoa; Chordata; Actinopteri; Perciformes; Sebastidae. The transcript is spliced from 7 exons.